Messenger RNA from Acipenser ruthenus (sterlet), 7553 nucleotides. Its product is annotated as oxysterol-binding protein 2-like. Gene Ontology annotation, cellular component: intracellular membrane-bounded organelle; cytosol; membrane. The record is from RefSeq and is a predicted model, not a curated record. NCBI's taxonomy places the organism in Eukaryota, Metazoa, Chordata, Actinopteri, Acipenseriformes, Acipenseridae. The transcript is spliced from 17 exons. Gene Ontology annotation, molecular function: cholesterol binding. The coding region runs from base 122 to 2584 and encodes 820 amino acids.
GGUCCUCGGCGAUUAGUCUAUGGGAAAGCGGCCGCUCCCUGCAGCGGCUUCGGCGGGAUAGUGUCAGUCCUCACCGCGGUACCCUGUUUAUCGUGCAAGCCCCAGUCUGUCAGACAGGAGGAUGAGCGACCCGGUUAAAAGCGUUGCUUCUAGUACGGCACCAACUGCACCAGCAGGGGCCCCAGUCCCGGGAUCUGACACUUACAAAGGCUGGCUUUUUAAAUGGACAAACUACAUAAAGGGUUACCAGCGCCGAUGGUUCGUUCUAAGCAACGGCCUGCUAUCAUAUUACAGAUCUAUGGAUUUAUGUUUCCUGGAGAUUUGUGGCCAUGUGAAUUCCAGGACGCAGGCUGAGAUGGCCCACACUUGUCGAGGCACCAUUAACCUGGCCAUGGCUCACAUCGACACGGAGGACUCAUGCAACAUCGUGCUGACCAGCGGGGGCCGCUCCUACCACCUGAAGGCAAGUUCGGAGGUGGAGAGGCAGAGAUGGGUCACCGCCCUGGAGUUAGCAAAGGCAAAAGCCAUUGGAAUGAUGCACGAGCAGUCAGGGCUGCAGUGUUGCAGAAGCAGGAAACAGACAGACUCACAGCUGCUAAAUGAGCGCGUUCUGUUUAAUGCAGUCAGAACUUCAGCUAGAAUUAAUCCAGAUGACUCAGGGGACGAGGAGUCCACCUCUCAGUCAGAUAAGAGUGAGAUCCACAGCACCCUGAAAGCCCUCUCUAGCAAACUCGAGGAUCUGAGCACCUGCAACGACCUCAUCGGCAAGCAUGGGGCAGCCCUGCAGAGAUCCCUGAGCGAGCUGGAGAGCCUAAAGAUCCCUGCCGAGAGCGGAGACAAGAUCAAAUCAGUCCACGAGAGAGCCACCCUCUUCAGGAUCACCUCCAAUGCUAUGAUCAAUGCAUGCCGUGAUUUCCUGGAGCUAGCAGAGACCCACAGUCGGAAAUGGCAGCGAGCUCUGCAGUAUGAGCGUGAGCAGAGGAUCCGUCUGGAAGAGACAAUCGAGCAACUAGCCAAGCAGCACAACAGCCUGGAGCGAGCCUGCAGGCAAGCGCCUGCUCUGACCAACACCCCAGCCAUCUCCAGCACUGCCACAGGGUGUGUGCGACCUUUGAAAGGGGAAGCGAGUGACGAAGAUGAAGAGACUGAGUACUUUGAUGCCAUGGAGGAUGCACCAGCCUUUAUCACAGUAGCAGCAGACCACAAACAGCACAGACAUUUAGGGAGCAAUCAAAGUGGGGCCAGUGGAGGACAGCCCAACGAUUGGAACCUGGAGGAUCAUGUGUUAGACUGUCAGCACCAGGCUGGCUGUAACGAAUCAGCUGGGAAGGAAGUCAUGCCGAGGAAGAAGAGGCGAACCCGCAUCCCUGACAAGCCCAACUACAGCCUGAACCUGUGGAGCAUCAUGAAGAACUGCAUCGGCAAGGAGCUCUCCAAGAUCCCUAUGCCUGUGAAUUUCAAUGAGCCGCUGUCCAUGCUCCAGAGGCUGACAGAAGACCUGGAGUACCACGACUUGCUGGACAAGGCUGCCAAGUGUGAGAGCAGCAUGGAGCAGAUGUGCUACGUGGCUGCGUUCUCUGUGUCCUCCUACUCCACCACGGUGCACCGCACAGCCAAGCCCUUCAACCCCCUGCUGGGGGAGACCUACGAGCUGGAUCGGCUGGAGGAGCAGGGCUACCGCUCCCUGUGUGAGCAGGUGAGCCACCACCCGCCCGCGGCAGCGCACCACGUGUACUCAAAGAGAGGCUGGACGCUGCGACAGGAGAUCACCAUCGCCAGCAAGUUCCGCGGGAAAUACCUCUCCAUCAUGCCACUGGGUGCCAUUCAUUUGCAGUUCCACUCCAGCGGAAAUCAUUACGUUUGGAGGAAAGUCACCUCUACUGUGCACAACAUCAUCGUGGGCAAGCUCUGGAUCGAUCAGUCGGGGGAUAUAGAUGUGGUUAAUCAUAAAACCAAGGAAACCUGCCAGCUCAAGUUCUCGCCCUACAGCUACUUCUCCAGGGACGUCGCCAGAAAGGUAACAGGUGUGGUGACGGACGGAGAGGCGAAGGCGCACUACAUCCUCUCAGGCACGUGGGAUGAUAAGAUGGAGUAUUCAAAAAUCGUGCAGAGCAGCCGAGGUAACAGCGGCUCCGAGGGCAAGCAGAAGACAGUGUACCAGACCCUGCCGUCCAAACUGCUCUGGGAGAAAUACCCACUCCCGGAAAAUGCGGAGAACAUGUACCACUUCUCGGAGCUGGCUCUCACCCUGAACGAGCCCGAGGAGGGGGUGUGUCCGACGGACAGCAGGCGUCGGCCGGACCAGCGGCUCAUGGAGAACGGGCGCUGGGAUGAAGCCAACGUGGAGAAGCAGCGUCUGGAGGAGAAGCAGAGAGCCGUGCGGCGCCGGAGAGAGGCAGAGGCUGUGGAGGCUCAGGACGAUGAGUCUGAAUAUGACUCGGGCAAAGAAUACGAAGGCUAUCAGCCACUAUGGUUUGAGAAGAAGGUGGACCCCAUAUCUCGGGAGACUGCUUUCGUGUAUAAGGGGGGUUACUGGGAGGCAAAAGAGAAAAAGGAUUGGAAGAAGUGCCCUGAUAUAUUCUGAGGAAACACAGAGACUGAUGGACCUCGGAAACCUCUAAUUCAGCAAUAGAAAAGAGAAAAAGAGUGGGGAAAUGCAUAUAAAUAUCUGUGUAUGUGUAUAUAUAUAUAUAUAUAGUCUGGAGACAGAAGCAAGCCAGACUGCACUGGAGCCCAAACUACUCACACCCGCCAGACUGCCAAGCAGAGUAACGACCACUUGUUGAGACUACAGCAGUGAUCUACAAUGUGUAACCUUCUGAAAGAAACACAGGCUGAGAAAAGAGAGAAAAACAGUGUUGGCAUUUGAUAGCAAUCCAGUGACAGCAGUGACACAUAAACACAAGUGUAAUGUCAGCGCAGGAUCAAUUAGAGAAUUUCUGGUGUUGCAGGGUGUGCUUUAAAUAAUACAGCCUCUGAGCUUUUUUAAAUGAUCAUUUCUAACACUAAACAUUUUCUUUUUUAAUAAUACAGGUUUGAAAGGUGGUCUUAAAUGGUUUAUUUAGAUUCGCUUUGUAUACCAUUGUCUGUUUGUCGAUACAUCCAGGUGACUUUUUAAAUCACCCCCUGUGAAACCAAUAGAGCUCUCAAACAUGUCUUAUCUCGAAGUACAGCUCGUACACCAGAGUGUAACCAUUAACCUGUCCCCCUGCAACACUCCCAGUGGGUUUAGUGAAGUGGCUUAAAUGCAGCAUAUGUUAUAUCCACUGGUGGCAGUGUUGCACAGAAACAGGUUAAUGGUAACAUUUUGAGAUUAGUUUCUAAGAGCUCUGUUGAAGCUGCAGUGAUGAUUUUAAAAGAGUUUUAUAAGUAACCAGGAUGUGAUGAGUGAAACAGAAAAUGAUACACAAAGUGAUUCUAAACAACAACAGUAAUACAGAUGUUGAUCAUUGUAAUAUUUAGUGGACUGGUCCAGAUAACAAUAAAUUAUCUAAAGGUUGUGUAUGCUAUUACACAAACUGUAUCAAAUGGUCAUAUAAAAGAAAGAAUGGGUCAUUAAUUCAAAAUUGUAAUACUAUGACAGGAUGAAGCAGUAAAUGAAAUAUGAUUUGUGAAUUGUAUGUAAAGGCCACAUACAAGAUCUAGUUGUAUCAAGAAUGUUACUCUGCUGUCCUGCUGUGUCAUGACACUGCUGACAAACAAAUGCCACCAGUGUAGCUUCUUUGAAGGUACCUUCUCAGGGGACUUAAUGAGAACAAUGCCUUUAAAAAACAGAGAAAUGGGCUAGUUAGCCGGAAAGGGUACAGUAUCUGUCUUUUUCCAAUAGGUCCUGGACUUUGUAAAGUCUAAGACAAUCAACACCAGUCUGUCAAACUGAAAUGAUCUGGUGCUUAACUCCUUCUCUCAGAGUUCCCAGAGGAAAGAAAGCUCUGGGAAAUUAUACCGCAAGCUCAUUUGAAUUGGAAGCUUGAAGGUCAUUUGAAAGAGGUCAUCAGGUGGCAUCACACCAAAAAUAUACUUGAAAGAAUUCAAAGAUUUACCUAAAUAUGGUAAUGGGGGUCCCUGAGUUGCUCACCUGGUAAGGGCAUGGCUGCGUGGUGUGUAGGGCGAGUCAUAUACUCUAGGGAGUGUAGAUUCGUGUCUUGGCUCUGCAAAGCUGUUGUCCACUGAGUUCAAGCGGGCCUGCUGUUUGUCCUCCAGGAUUAUUUUGAUAAAACAAUACAAAGUUGGCAUUUCAUCCAAUGCCAUUAACACUGGCCACACUGAUGUUUUUAAGUGCAGCUUCAGUGAAUUGAUUGAUAAAGAACUGAAGCUGUGUUUUGCCCAUCAGAUGUUGGUUCUUAUUAAUUUGUGAUUAUCAGAUUUGAAUUAGCCACCAGUGCAGCAUUAAGAGAACAUGUGAAUGCCUUCCUUUGAAAAACAUCAAGCAGGUGCCAGUUGCUUCCUGAUGACGUCAAAAGCCAGCUUCGAGAAGGGGUUCAGAACCAGCUCACACUGUUAGAUGGUAUUAUUGGAACAACUAGGAGCCUUAGUCAUGGUUCACAUGAUUGCUGCUAACGGCAGUCAGCACACACGUAUUUACAUUGCAAAAGUCAAUUUCGGGUCAGGCAUUGUACUGUGUCAUCCAAUACCAAUAAGUUAUCUGAAAUAGUAUCAAAAGGAAAAUGGUCAAAGUAGCUUCGUUGUGCUUUAAAGAUACCUAUUUCAGACAGGUGAUAUGCUUUUCCAAUUUAAAUACGUGUUAAACAUCAGGUAGCAGCAAUUACUUCUGCUUAGACAGACUGCGACUGAGGCAUCCCAUAUACCCUAAAAAGGAAUUCUCCACUAGACUGGUGCAGUUCAGGAAGUGACACAUUCUCUAGUUCUGUGAGUCUGGAAGCAGGUGUCUGGAUAACAUCUACCUGUGACAGCACAACCUUAGCUUCUUAAAAUAUAUCAUUGCUGGUACUGGAAACAGGUAUAGAAAGUCACUGGAUUAAAAAUCCCUACCACUCAGCUGCUCCUGUGAAUAUUUGGUGAAGAAAAUAAAAUUCAAUAAAAACUGUAUAUAGUGCAAUUGUUUUAAACAAAAAACAAAAUUGUAAAUUUACAUUUAAAAAAAAAAAAAAAACGUUUAGCUUAUCAGAAUAGAAUCUAGUAACCGUCACCUUGGUGUGAUUUGCUUUUUAAUUUUUUAAUAUAAUUUGUAUAAUACAUUAUUAUUCUUGGGCGUAAUCUUCCAAGGUGAUUUUAAGUGAACAAAACUUCCAUUUUGGUCUAUGUGAAAAAAUGAAGUUGUCUCCAUUCCAUUAAAGAGCAACUUGGUGCGGGUGUGGAGUAUCACAGAUAUCUGAACUCACUGAUUGCUGUUUCAAUUUGUACAUCGUUUUCUGUUUCAUUCAUGGCAUCUAUUUCCCAAAAGUUUAAAGCUGUGGCUUCAACAGAGCUCUCAGAAUCAUGUCUACCCAGCUGGUAGAGUGUAACCCUUCACCUGUUCAAACACCGCCCCCCCUUGCAGGGAGUCAAACAAUAUUAAAUGGACAGACAUUUCAUCUGAUGCCAUUACCACUGAGCAAAGGUAUUUUAUGAGUGCAUCUUCAGUGAAGUGAUUCACAGUGAACCGAAGCUGUGUUUUGCCCAUCAGAUGACCUCUACAAAAAUCAGUGUCAGAAAAAAAAAAACAUAUUGGUUCUUACCAUUACACAGACUGGUGCACCAGCUGUAAUUACAGAGAAGACAUGUUUGACUGGAUUGCUUUCAUACUUUGAGUUUUACCAGGAUUUGAUUAAUGAAAUAGAUCAAGUGAAUAUAGGAAUAAGAAUCCAUCAGUGAAGGUAACUGAUAUUUCAUAUUCAUGCCAAGUCGUUCUUUAAGUGGUUCUAAUAGGGUAGAAUUCGAAAAAGAGUUCCGUAGCACUGGCGUGACAAAUACAGCGCAGACCGUGUAGAUAGAAAGAAGAGCCAUGAAGAGCCAUGAAGGAGGCAGGAGAGUUCACACCUCUCACCAUUAUUGCUAUGCAGAUUGUAUCCUGAAUGGAAAGAAACUAGUUCACUAUAUAAUCAAUGGAACAAAGCAAAAUAAUAUACAAGUAAUGUUUUGAUGUUUGAGAAUCAUGCGUUUAAUUAAGAGGUCAUUCUAGAGGCGAGACGCCAGCCCCUUGGUUUGCCCCAAUCUCUUAGGCUUUGUUUUCUACUUCUCCCCUAUGCCUCUUUCAAGGGUGCAUUACCUGGCCUUGCUCAGCCUCAUAGCAGCCUCAUAGAGGGCAGCUCAUUCAGACUGAAUCCUGGGUCACACCUAUACUAGCACUCCCUUAAAAAAAGGAUCUAACUUAAUCAUGCUGUCGUCUCGCUCAUUGAAUAUUUAUGUCAAACCCAGUCAUGUUGCUCAGAUAAUGUAUGGUAAAACAUUUUCAAAACAUUGUAAUUUGAAGUUAUUAUCUAAUUGGUGUUUGAAAUGUGAACGUAUUGGAAAGGUGACACUUUAUUUGUAAAUUCAGUUCAGCAAUAAUGUGAGGUGUACGGAACUGGAUAAUGCAUUUUAUUUGUCUGGUCGUUCGCUACGGUCUGUGAAAUUCAAAUCAGUAUCUGAAACUGAAGUCUGUGGCAUGCUUUUUUCGAUAAAAGUGUACGAUUUCCAUGUGAUUAAGACACAUGAAAUUGAAGUCAUGCCUAGGAAAAAUAUAAAAUGGUGGUUCCAAUGGUAACUAUUUUCAACAUUUUAUGUACCAAAAACAGCAGGAAAAUGCCAAAAUUAUUUUUAAAUUUUCCUCUGGUAAUACAAAUACAACAUGCUAGAUUUUGUUAGUAUGCAUGAUAUGGAUGUAUAUAAACUGUAGCGAACAACUCCAGGCAUAAACCCAAUGCUUAGGAUAUACACAGAACCAUCAGACAGAACAGUACACAGCUUAGCUUCCAUACAAAACCCUUCAACUGUGCUCAUGGGUCUUCUUAACGAAUAAUUCUAAUAAUCCAAUGGGGUUUUAGCUUUGAUUUCUAGCUUUCUCAAAGCUUUUAUUAGUUAUGUGAAUUAUUUGAUCUUUGACACUUCUUUGUAAUCAAGGUAAAAUGAUGAAGACAGAUUCUUUCUGUCUGAAUUUUAUAUCUUAAAAGUUUUACUAUCAUGAACUUCUGCUGUUUGACGUAACCCUUUAGUGCCUAAUGCAAACAUUGUGUGCAUUUGUUACAGUUGUUUUCCCCCAAUCGACCAGUGUAAAACAAUUGAUGCUUAGUGUUCACAAAAUGUGUAAAAUCAUUGCACUUCCCAUGACUCUCAUUAAGGUAUCGUGUUAAGGUAUCGUUGACCUUGAGUUCAGGAGUUGCUCUUGUGUUCUAGUUGCCUGUCGCAUGUAAUAUAAAGAUCAGUGUCUUUAUAUAUUAGUAAGCGCCAGCACCAUUGAGCAUUGUGUAUUGCCUGCAAUGGAAAAGCAAAUUGAGCCAAAGUGACAGAACAGUAGAUGGCACAUUGACUAAUCUAGCCUAUAUAUCUACAGCAGAAAACUAGAAUUGAAGAGAAUUGAACAUCAACACAACCUGAAGAGACAGUAAAAUAUAUAUAUAUAUAUAUAUAUAUAUAUA